Carassius gibelio (silver crucian carp) is the source of this 3509-nucleotide messenger RNA. It is a transcript of the gene gjb8, whose product is annotated as gap junction protein beta 8. The record is from RefSeq and is a predicted model, not a curated record. The coding region runs from base 703 to 1503 and encodes 266 amino acids. NCBI's taxonomy places the organism in Eukaryota, Metazoa, Chordata, Actinopteri, Cypriniformes, Cyprinidae. Gene Ontology annotation, biological process: cell communication. The transcript has 2 exons. Gene Ontology annotation, cellular component: connexin complex.
AGUUUUGAAUAUUUCAAGUCAUGAGUAAAUAAGUGAUUUUUAGUCUAAGGUAUGUAUUAGGCUACUAGUAUUAGAUUAAUACUGGAACUUAAAUGUGAAUAGUUCAGUAAAGUUUAGGCCCACUAAUAAAUAAAUAUGUUAUGUUUUGCUCGUGCAGGCUAUUACCCUAGUGUUUGGCCUGAUAUUUUGUGAAAUAAUGCAGAGACAGAUUUUUAGUGGGCCUAAACUUUACCUAAUUGCAACAUUCAUCAUUCAUAAUGUAAGUAGGCCUAAUAGAUACGUUUCAUGGCACCUGAACGGUUUAGACUAAAAAACACUUUCUAUUCGACUCUAGGUUAUUUACUCAUGACGUGAAAUAUUAAGAACUAUACUGUGUCAGAGGUAAGAGAUGUUGUAGGUUUGAAUACAAUACCACAUCUACACGCUAGCGACGCGACAGUGAGAUCGCAUUCCAGGAACAUUCCAGUUGUGACGCCUUCGAGCUCAAGAAGCACCCAAUGAACGCCGUGACUCCGCCCGAUGUCAGGUGCACUAGACUUACCCUCACUGUCCUCGGUCAAAUCACUUCAUCUCACUCUCGAGACCGCAAAGAAACUCCGCAAGUGAACGUGCUGAUUUGAACUCACCUGGGCGGAUAUAUAUCAUGGAUUUGAUCUGAAUCGUUUUUUAGGCUAACAGGAGGUGAGAGCAACAGCAGACAGGAUGAGUUGGGGAGCACUUUAUGCCCAGCUGGGAGGAGUAAAUAAACACUCCACUAGCCUGGGAAAGAUCUGGCUAUCUGUCCUCUUCAUCUUUCGCAUUAGCAUCCUUGUAAUAGCCGCCGAAACAGUCUGGGGGGAUGAGCAAUCCGACUUCACCUGUAACACACAGCAGCCCGGCUGCAAAAACGUCUGCUACGACCACUUCUUUCCAGUCUCACACAUCCGUCUCUGGUGCCUGCAGCUCAUCUUUGUGUCUACACCGGCUUUGAUGGUGGCUAUGCAUGUGGCAUAUCGCAAACAUAAUGUAAAGAAAAGACUUUUGGCCAACCGAGGUGGCGGUGCCAAAGGGGAAGACCUGGAGAGUCUGAAGAAUAGGCGUCUACCCAUCACUGGGCCGCUGUGGUGGACCUACACCUCCAGCCUGUUCUUCAGACUCCUUUUCGAGGCCGGAUUCAUGUACGCUCUGUAUUAUGUCUAUGAUGGGUUUCAGAUGGCCCGUCUUGUGAAGUGUGAGCAGUGGCCCUGUCCCAAUAAAGUUGACUGCUUUAUCUCACGACCAACAGAGAAGACAGUCUUCACCAUCUUCAUGGUGGGAUCUUCUUCCAUCUGCAUUGUGCUCAAUGUGGCUGAACUGGCCUACCUGAUUGUCAAAGCAUUGCUGAGGUGCUCAGCCAGAGCCAAAGGAAGGCACGCUUUUGUUCACCAAGAUAAAAUGUCCACAGAAAAAGCAAACUUGCAGAAUGAAAAGAACGCAAGGUUGCUGUCAUCUGCUUCGGACUCCUUGAGCGAUAAGACUGUUUAAGAUUAUCCUUACAUCCAGUGACUGAUUCUACCAACAUGGUUAUAGGCUUGUGAUGACGGUGUUUUAAAGGUGACCAAACACACACAGUUUCACCCAAUCUAAUGUUAAUCUUGACGAUCUAUAAAGUAGUAUUGCAUCCUUCAUAUCUCCAAAAAGUCUUAAGUUUUAUAAUUUUUAUACAAGAAAGAUGCACCUUUCCGAUUCUCUAAAGAGUGAGGAGCACUUAAGUGCUGAUUGCCAACAAAACAGAGACAUUGGAUGCAGUUUCACUUACGAAUCGUGACCGGGAUCUUUCAUAGCUGGGACCACUUCAUCUUUCAGUAUCAAACGAUGUGCAAAUCCAGCGUCGAACUGGGACUUGUUUACAAAACUUUCAUCAACAAACAGACUUGCGAAACUCCAUUGCUGCCCCGAAAAAAACAACUGCAUCCACUGAACACUGUGUUCUUCGGGAAGCUAAGAGAAGCUAGAAGGGAGAAAUGCCCACAUAAGGAGUUCCACCUUUCAUUAUGUAAUUAAGAGCAACGAUCAAAAAAACACAGAAGUGUGUUUUUUGAGACUUUGGCCAUGCUUAUAUGAGAAUCCAACUCUUUAACAGUGUAAAUAACUUUGAAUGCCUGAAACAGCAUUAGACCUCCCUUUUAACUUCUCUAAUGCUAUUAGAACAUUAGAAUUGGUGUGUUUUGUACCUUGUUUUUGACACCCUGCCCUGAGAAAACAACAAAGCCUAACCUGACAGCAGGUUUCAAGCAUGCUUCAUUCAAGAGCUGACAUUCCUGGUGACAGUGAUUUUGCCAAAUAAGACAUGUUCCUGGAUCAACAUUACUGUCCAAAAAUACAGAUUUGCAAAAUCUCUACGCCUAAGAUUAACCCACAAUUUAUUCCUAAAAUCAGAGGGAAAUGAUAGCUGAUUAAAAAGGGUGAAGAAGCACCUCAUCCUGUUUGUAAGCCUAAAACUGACCUUUCCUGAAAAGUUAUCUCUCAAUUCUGAUUGGUUGAUUGGAAUGAUGUACCUGGAUGAACAAAGAUGUUGAUUCUGGAACAUGUUGUACUUGGUCAAAUCACGCUCACCGACAUCCUCCUCCAAGCCAGAAGACGAUUAGGGUGUACAUACGGCACUGUACGUACGUUCUGUGUUAAAUUUAAUUUUCUAAAUUACUUAAUAGCCUCACAGACAGUCCUACUCUCUCGUGGCAUUAGAAAAGCUCAAGAGUGACUCCUGCUGGUCACGUUCAGAGACCCUCUCAGCACAAAAUUGAGUGUUCUUUUUGAGGGAUCAAUUUACACGAUGUUGUAUUGUGUAUAUAAAUGCUUCUUUUUAAGACUUAGUUUUGCUUUGUUUACUUCUUUUUAAACGCAAUUCCUCGCAUGCUCUUUCUGUUACCCAUCAACCGUUUUGACUAGCUAUAUAUAUUUUACAGAGCUGUGCUGGAUUUGUGUUUUUGUAUGUGCUUAUAUGUGCUUAUUUUACCACAUAAUUUAAAUGUCUUCAGGAACUGCACUCCUGUGUUUAGUUUGAAGUAAUUUCACAAGGAUCUGUUGCAUUGACCCAUACCGGUGAUUUUAUUUCAGUAGCCUAUGCCGCAGUGCCUUAUGAGGUUGAUAACAAACAAGGCUGAGUGGAGUGAGAUGAUCGUUUACUAGCUGCGCGGACUCCGUGACCCCGAGUCGGUCAGUCAGUCCACCUGUUGACAGGUGAGCGCUUGUGGUCUCGCGCUUCGUCAGCUGUCCGUUAUCUUCUGCUUUGUUUUUCUCCUCUCUGAGAGGCCCUACAAGACAGCCAAGACCAGUUUUGAAUUUAAGGCUGUGUUUAAACCGCGGAAAUUAUUGUUUCCUAAGUUUCCACAUGGCUUUGAUGGAAUCUUCUGCUGUUUCCUAAAGUGAGCUGUGAUAAUUUUUCGAUAUAGCCUACACCUGUUUGUAAAAGUAGCUAUACAUUUCUUUGACAUUUUGGCUAACAACGUCUUUUUAAUAUGAAUAUGUUAAUAAAAAACGUAUUAAAUGUU